AUGUGCGACAAAAUGGUAUUACGGUCAUUGGUAUUCGCGAUAAUCGCAGCAUGCGUUGUUGCACGUCCUGAACCGCCAUCAUCGUACGGGCCACCAUCUACCUCAUACGGUGUACCGGCGGCACAGUAUGGACCACCUCAACAGCCUAUCGUACACAAACAUGUGUACGUACAUGUGCCGCCACCAGACAACGAAUUGCCCGCUCUGCGCAAGCCGGUAUACGUGCCACCGCCACAGAAACACUACAAAAUAGUUUUCAUUAAGGCACCUACCCCGCCGACUCCGACCGCACCGAUAAUUCCUGUGCAGCCACAAAGCGAAGAAAAGACACUUGUUUACGUAUUGGUCAAGAAGCCGGAAGAGCAACCAGAGAUCGUUAUUCCCACUCCAGCACCCACCCAACCUUCCAAACCAGAAGUUUACUUCAUCAGAUAUAAGACCCAGAAACAAGAAGGAUACCCCGCCGCCGCUCCUCCAGCACCAGAGUAUGGGCCACCUGCUUCAGCUCCAUCUUCAGAAUAUGGUGCUCCUUAAAAUUAUUACAAAGUUCGCCUGCAUGCCUUUUCUUUUAACGGUAUACCAACAACAAUAAGCUGACAAUUAAAAGCAGAAUAUAGCUACCAUACCAAUAAUACACUAAAAUAUUCGAAUGUACGUUGUUACGUAAACUGCAUACUUGGUAUGAACAGAGUCAGAUGGUGAACCGUAAAUCUUGAGGGCAAUCGCUACCGAUGACUGGAUUCAAUGGCAUGAAGCCAACCCGUAGUGCAAAUUUAUUUUUAUCUUGCAUCAAAUUGA
Vanessa atalanta (red admiral) is the source of this 798-nucleotide messenger RNA. RefSeq names its product extensin (gene TwdlE). The record is from RefSeq and is a predicted model, not a curated record. Lineage: Eukaryota; Metazoa; Arthropoda; Insecta; Lepidoptera; Nymphalidae. The transcript has 3 exons. The coding region runs from base 1 to 534 and encodes 177 amino acids.